AUGCCUACACGUACGUACAUUGGCAAGGAGGAGAAGACAGCAUCAGGCCAUAAAGCCAGCAAGGAGAGAUUGAGUUUGCUACUUGGGGCUAAUGCUGCUGGUGACUUCAAGCUGAAGCCCUUGGUGUGUCUGGCCGAGAAUCCAAGGGCAAUGAAGGGCAUAUGGAAGGGUCAACUACCUGUCAUCUGGAAAUCUAACAAGAGGGCAUGGGUGACACUCAGCGUAUUUGAGGACUGGUUCACCAACCAUUUUGUGCCAGAAGUCAAGGACUACUGUGCUUCAAGGGGGCUGCCCUUUAAGGUGUUGCUAGUGCUGGACAGUGCCCCUUGUCACCCUGCUGAUUUGAAUGACAUUCAUCCAAACAUCAAGGUGGCUUACCUUCCACCUAGCACCACCUCCCUUCUACAGCCUAUGGGCCAAGGUGUCCUUGCCUCUUUCAAGGCCUACUACCUCCGAAGGACAUUUGCUAUGGCUUUUAGGGCAAUGGAGAAGGAUAAAGAGUUGACUCUCAAGGACUUUUGGAAAUCUUAUAAUGUUCUUGCUGCUGUAAAAAACAUUUCUGAUUCUUGGGAUGAAGUUAAGCAGACGAACUUGAAUGGUGUUUGGAAAAAAUUGUGUCCCCAGUUUGUGAACGAUUUCCAUGGCUUUGAGGAUUCAGUUGAGGUUGUCAUCAAGAAUGUUGUUGAGUUGAGUAAGCAGCUUGAUUUGGAGGUGGAGGCUGAUGAUGUCACAGAGCUGCUGGCAUCUCAUGGAGAGGAGCUGUCUGCCGAGGACCUCACUCAACUGAAAAAUCAGUUCAUUGAAGAUGAAGACACACCAACCCCAGAGCCCAGGAGAUUUACAAGCACGGAAUUAGCGAGGGCCUUUGCCAUGAUAGAGGAUGGCUUGGCAAGGUUUGAGGCUCAGGACCCCAACAGUGACAGGUACACUAAGGCUGCCAGAGGGGUCAUGGAUAGCCUGCGGUGUUACAAGGAGAUUUGGGAGGACAGGAAGAAGGUAUCCCUCCAGACUAUCCUCGAACAUUAUUUUAAGAAGGUGGAGAGGCCUGCAACAGAUCAUGUACCCUCUGCCUCAUAUGCUUCUCCAGACUCACCUGACCCAGCAUCUCCAGCACCUUCUGCAAGUUCUGCUUCUCCGGACUCAUCUGACCCAGGAUCUCCAGCACCUUCUGCAGGUUCUGUUUCUCAGGACUCACCUGACCCAGGAUCUCCAGCACCUUCUGCACGUUCUGCCUCUCCGGACUCACCUGACCCAGUAUCACAUGCAUCUUCUGCAGGUUCUGCCUCUCAAACCUCCUCCCCACAGCAGCCUAGUGUAAGCCUGUCUUUCCCCACUUUGCAACAUCCAGUGUGCAAGCCAACAACAGUCAAAAAGGAUAUGAACUUUGAGGACGUGGCCAUUGCCUUCUCUCAGGAGGAGUGGGAGAUCAUUGAUGAGGCUCAGAGAAAUCUGUACUGUGAUGUGAUGCUGGAAGUGUUUGCACUUGUAUCAUUCAUAGGUCCUUGGCAUAAAAUGGAUGAUGCGGAGGCCUAUUCUGAGCACAGUGUGUCUGUAGGAGACUCUCAGGUCAGGGCUUCCAAGAUAGCCGCAGCCACCCAGAGGACCCAUCUGUGUAAGCCGUGCUUCUCAGUGUUAAAAGAUAUUUUGCACCUGACUGAGUUACAAGUGGCAUACUUUGAGAAGAAUGUGUUCUUAAGUGAUACAUGUGUGAGAGACUUGUGUUUCAGUACAAACCCUCACCAGCACCAGAAGGAUGCCAGUGGAGAGAAGGCCUGGAAAGAAGAUAUGGAGAGAGCUUCGCUUGUGACAACUUGCUGGUUCUACUUCUCUGGGGUGCCUGAAGCUAGUACUGAGGUUGGGGUGGACUCCCCAGUCACCUCAGGGCUUCCCCAACACCAGGCCACUCUGAACACUGAGGAACCACACAGUAACAAUGAGAGUUCACAGGAAUGUCUCAGUGGAAAAACACAUCACAAGUGGGUUCAAUGUGAAAGAGCUGGCAGCCAGAAACAAAAAGUUGCUUAUCAGAAAGGUCUCAGCUCUAGAGAUAUGAUUAAUGAGUCUAAUAAAUGUGGAAAAGUGUUCAGACAAAUCCUUAACCACCUUGAACAUGGGAGAGUUCACACUGUAGAAAAGCCCUCGUUCCCGCAGCCUGACCCCCUGAACCCUCCGGCCUGGGGGCCGGCGCCGCUCAGGUCCCGCCGCCCAGGUCCCAGCGUCCAGAAUGGUGAGUCCCUGGUGGGUGACACGUGGGUGAUGGGGAAGAGGGUGGAAGGCUGCAGUGCCACCUUGUGA
This is a messenger RNA of Eptesicus fuscus (big brown bat), 2295 nucleotides long. Its product is annotated as tigger transposable element-derived protein 1-like. Gene Ontology annotation, biological process: regulation of DNA-templated transcription. The transcript is spliced from 4 exons. The record is from RefSeq and is a predicted model, not a curated record. Gene Ontology annotation, cellular component: nucleus. The coding region runs from base 1 to 2295 and encodes 764 amino acids. Gene Ontology annotation, molecular function: DNA binding. NCBI's taxonomy places the organism in Eukaryota, Metazoa, Chordata, Mammalia, Chiroptera, Vespertilionidae.